AUUUAAUGCAGGAUUAUUUAAUAUUUCUUUCCAUCCGUGGUAAUUACACAUGAAAUACUUAUCAAACCGGAUGUACCGUUGUAGUAUUGUGUUCAAUUAUCUUGACUCGUCGGUGUUAGUUCGUAUAUUCAGAGAACCACGACGAAGUUCGCCGUCGUCGACGUACACCGAAACCUGUGUGUUAUAAAAUUCGUGCAUUUUUUGUUUUACCUCCAACCACAUUCGACGAACUUGCUGGAUUCCUGUACCAAAAAUGAAUACAACUCGACAUUGAAAGUGCCAUUUCAAGGUUAUUAUAGAAUCAAUGAUCCUGCGCUCUCUUUUCGCAGUGUAAAUAUAAUCCCAACGAUUUGCUCUUCUCUAUGAAUAAAGUCUAAUAACAGGUGUAAUAGCCUACACUCUCCAAUCACCCGCAACCCUGGACUCUAAAAACCUCGCCAAUGAAUCAUGGUCCAGUUUCUUUGUAGCUGUAAUCAAGAGACAAUAUAUCAAUUAAUCGAAUGUAGUUCAACUAUAGCUCUUGGUGAUGUGGGCCAAGGUAAAUGAUCUGCUAUUAACAUAAUUCAGAGACCCCACUCGCUCGACGCAACGAAAUGCGAUCAUUUAAAUGAAAUCAUUUGAAGGCAAACCGAGUGAAUAGCUUUUUAAAUUAUUUGGACCAAUAGGAGAGUGCGUAACUUCCGAUUGGUCCACAGUCGACGAAUCGGAAUGAAUGUUUCUAAGUCGAUCUGAAAUUUUGAAAUCAAAGAAGUUCUAGCGAACUUUCCAAUCACGACCGAGCCCUGCCACCAGAAAAAUGGACAGUUCACCUUGAAAGUUCGUUAUUGACUCGCAUGAAAGUCAUUCUAUCUAAUCUUUCAUGCAAUUUUCAUACGAAUCCAUGGGCAGUGAGCGUCCACUGUUCGAAUGAACAACUUCUCGAGGUGCAAGUCGAGAUCAAUACUUGGAAAUGGCUAGCAGACGCGUAUUUGACGACAAAAGCAAGGAAGAAUGCUUGAGUUUGUACAGGAAGUCGUUGGAGUCGAAAGACAUGGACCACGACGGUACACACUUCGAUGGAGAACAUCCCCAUGUAUUCGUCAUCUUCGGAGCUUCUGGUGACCUUGCAAGGAAGAAGAUUUACCCAACGUUGUGGUGGUUGUUCAGGGAUAAUUUGCUGCCCACGAAUACCAUAUUCAUAGGCUAUGCGAGGUCCAGCACAACUGUGCUCGAUAUCAAGAGCAAAUGCGAGCAGUAUAUGAAGGUGAAACCCAGCGAAAUUGAAAAGUUCCAGCAGUUCUGGAAGAUAAAUUUCUAUGUAGCCGGCUCCUAUGACAGGGAUUCGGAUUUUGAAAGACUCGACAGGGAGAUUCGCGUGCACGAAACUGGACCGAACGCUAAUAGGGUGUUCUAUUUAGCCUUACCACCGUCUGUAUUCGAAACAGUAACUGUUCACAUCCGAGGAAAAUGCAUGGCUUCUAAGGGAUGGACGAGGGUCAUUAUAGAGAAGCCUUUCGGCCGCGAUUCCGUGACCUCCGAGAAGCUAUCCAACCAUCUCUCGACUUUAUUUACGGAACAACAGAUUUACAGAAUCGACCAUUAUUUAGGCAAAGAAAUGGUGCAAAAUCUGAUGACUCUACGAUUUGGAAACAGGAUAUUUUUCCCAAUCUGGAACCGGGAUAAUAUUGCAUCCAUACAGAUUUCCUUCAAAGAACCUUUCGGUACGCAGGGUCGGGGUGGAUAUUUCGACGAGUUCGGUAUUAUCAGAGACAUCAUGCAAAACCACCUGUUGCAAAUCCUAACGUUGGUGGCAAUGGAGAGACCGGUUAAUUGCCAUCCAGAUUCAAUUAGGAAUGAGAAAGUUCGUGUUUUAAGGUGCAUUGAACCAUUGCACACAAAAGACGUGGUUUUAGGACAGUACGUUGGAAACCCAAAUGGAUCAGGACAGGAGACGUUGGGAUAUUUGGAUGAUUCAACUGUGCCGGGUGGAUCCGUGACACCUACCUAUGCAUUGGGAGUAUUGAAGAUUAAUAAUGAAAGAUGGGACGGCGUACCAUUCAUAUUAAAGUGCGGUAAAGCUUUGAACGAGCGCAAAGCUGAAGUUCGUAUUCAAUUCAAGGAAGUUCCUGGUGAUAUUUUCGAUGGUAAAGCCAAGCGCAACGAACUGGUCAUUAGGGUACAACCUGGUGAAGCUUUAUACGUUAAGUUGAUGGUGAAAACUCCUGGUAGUCCAUUUGAUAUGGAGGAAACAGAAUUGGAUCUAACGUAUGGUAGCAGAUAUUCCAACGUGAAAUUACCCGACGCCUAUGAAAGAUUAAUCCUCGACGUUUUCUGCGGGUCCCAAAUGCACUUCGUUAGAUCGGACGAGCUCAGCGAAGCCUGGAGAAUAUUCACACCUCUGUUGCACAAUAUUGAAAACAACAAGGUUCAACCAAUUCCUUAUACGUAUGGAAGCCGCGGUCCAAAGGAAGCCGAUGAACUAUUGUCCAGUAAUAACUUCACUUAUUCUGGUUCCUAUAAGUGGAAACCAACUUAAAAAUAUAUAUUCCUACCGUCCUACAGUUAGUUACAACUGUUUUUUUUUUGUAAAUAACUUUAAUUGAUAAUAUUUAUUGAGGUGUUAGGUGAAUGGGUAAAAAAAUUGCGGUAGUUGAUUGUGUUUGUAGUUGAUACUAUUUAUUUAUUUACACGAUUUCAUUGCUUUAUUUAAAUAAAUAACUGAUUUGAUG
This is a messenger RNA of Nicrophorus vespilloides, 2708 nucleotides long. It is a transcript of the gene Zw, whose product is annotated as glucose-6-phosphate 1-dehydrogenase. The transcript has 8 exons. Gene Ontology annotation, biological process: pentose-phosphate shunt, oxidative branch; glucose metabolic process. Gene Ontology annotation, cellular component: cytosol. The record is from RefSeq and is a predicted model, not a curated record. Gene Ontology annotation, molecular function: NADP binding; glucose-6-phosphate dehydrogenase activity. The coding region runs from base 950 to 2515 and encodes 521 amino acids. NCBI's taxonomy places the organism in Eukaryota, Metazoa, Arthropoda, Insecta, Coleoptera, Silphidae.